Pisolithus orientalis is the source of this 288-nucleotide messenger RNA. RefSeq lists its product as uncharacterized. The coding region runs from base 1 to 288 and encodes 95 amino acids. NCBI's taxonomy places the organism in Eukaryota, Fungi, Basidiomycota, Agaricomycetes, Boletales, Pisolithaceae. The record is from RefSeq and is a predicted model, not a curated record. The transcript is spliced from 4 exons.
AUGGCUACCUACGAGAGAAUUGAGGAGUUCAAAACCAUCCCUGCGCCGUCCGGGGAAAUCACACCUGGUGACAUCGUUGCUGUCAACCACGACCGCUAUGGUCGCAAGGAGGGUCUCGUCGUCGGUUCUUUCACAGACAGCCUUGGCCGUCAAAUUCUCGAAGUCCAACUCGAGGCUGGCGAGAUGUACCGAGCAUGGUAUCCCACCGUCACCCGCGUGAAGCGCACUAUCACAUAUUCAAGACCUGUCACGAAGCAGCGCACCGUCGAGCGGCAAAUCUACUGGUGA